This is a messenger RNA of Scutellospora calospora, 722 nucleotides long. The record is from the annotation of a GenBank genome assembly. Lineage: Eukaryota; Fungi; Glomeromycota; Glomeromycetes; Diversisporales; Gigasporaceae.
AUGAAUAUUUAUAAACAAGUAAAUCUUAGAUAUUUAAGGAAUAGGAUUACUUUUAAAGCAAGAGGUGGUGAUAGAAGAUUGAAACUAAAUGAUGAUCAUAGACUUUUUUUACGAAGACAAAUGGAAAUAAAUCCAAGUAUUACUAUUAACGAAUUAUACCAAAAGCUUAUUGAACAGUUUAAUUUACAAGUCAUUAGAUCAACAGUUGGCCAAAAUAUAAAAAAACUAGGAUUUACCUUAAAAAGACUAGUACCAAUUAAUGAAAGCCAGAAUAUAGAUACUACCAUCGUUCAAAGAAAAGAAUAUGUUGACAACAUAUUUCAAGAAAAUAUUGAUAUGUAUAAUGAUGUUAUAUAUAUUAACGAAUGCGGUUUUAAUCUACAUUUAACUCAUUCACGGGGACAUGCAUCUAGUAGAAAAUCUGCUAUUAAAGAGGUUGUUAAACAACGUAGCAAAAAUAUUACAAUUAUAGCAGCAAUAGAUGGAAAUAGUAUCAUUAAGGUUUCAUCAAAUCUGGCAUAUUCCCCGUUCCUUAAUCCCAUAGAAAAGGCCUUUUCAAAAGUAAAAAAUCUAGUUGCAAGACACUAUCUUACCGAUCGCGAAACAAUUUUGGGAAGAAUAGAUGAUGCAUUUGAUAUGGUAACUAGGGAGGAUUGUAGAAAUUGGAUUAGACAUUCGAUAUCAUAUUUUGAUUCCUGUCAAGAUGAAGAAAGAAUUGAAAU